AUGAUUUUCGUUGGAAUCGUGCUCGCAGUUUCGCUAGGCACGACCAAGACAUCGCCCGUUCCGGCCAAGGUACUGGCCAAGUACGUGCUCUCGUUACAACCUUCACAUAACCUCGGUGGUGCCGAGGGACUGGAUGAGCCACACGAUCUGGACAUCGCGAAUGGGCUGGAGAGUGCGGAAAGUGUCUACGAACCGGUGCGCUACCGACGACCAGCGUUCCAGGAAGACCCGUAUUACUCAGCCCACCACCAGGAACAACUCCAACAGCAGUACCACCAGAACCAUUACCAACAGCAGCAGCAGCAGCAGCAGCAGCAUCAGCAGCAGCAGCAGCAGCAGCAUCAGUACGACUACCAAGAGCCGGAAGACGAAUCGGACUACGGUGAAGCCGACUCCGAAACGGCCAGUGCGAACCACCAUGCGUACAUGACGACGUACAAGACCGCCACAAGGCACGGGAGCGGCGGUCGUGGAUAUUACAGCAACAGUUACGGUGACAGCGCGGAGGAUGAAGAAACGAGUGCCAGCGAAGAGUCGCCGGCGGUCUACGAACCCAUCCGAUCCCACAAGAGCAAGGGCAAGAAGCACGGUAGUGGCGGUGGCACCGGGUCGUCCUCGUACAGUCACUACACCCACCACCACCAGCAGUCGCCGUCGAAGGGCUCUGGUCACACUUCCUACCAUCCGCAGCUGAUCCAGGCGUACAAGAUCCUGCACGGGAACGGAGGCCGUCUGCCAACUUCGCACGAGGACGACCGUGGAAGUGAAGAGCACCGGUUCCACCACGUAGAAGACGACGAUGACGACGAAGACGAGGACUUCCGGAGUGGCGCAGCCAUCGGGGCGGCAGCGGGAGCCACCGGGUACGGGGCCCCGACCGGGCCACAGGUCAUCCACACGAAGGGCCGCGCCGUGCCGAUCAGUCAGCACGUGGAGAUCGAAACGCCGAUCCCGGUGCCGUACGUGAAGAAAAUCCACGUGCCGAUCCCACAAGAGGUGAAGGUGCGCAUCCCGCACCCAGUCCUGGUGCCAAUCCCGCGGCCCUACCCCGUCCACAUACCGGUCGCGCAGCCGGUCGCAGUGCCCGACAUCAAGGAGAUCACGGUGCCGAUCGAGAAGGUAGUCCCGUACCCGGUCGAGAAGAAAAUCCCCGUUCCGAUCGAGAAGCCCGUUCCGUAUCCGAUCGAAAAGCACGUCCCCGUCUAUCUGCCGCAACCGAUCGCAGUCCGCGUGCCGAUCGUGAAGACGAUCAUCCACAAGGUGAAGCAGCAGACCGCCAGUGGACCGACGCUGCCGCCCGCCGGUGGUUCGUUCUGGUAA
Molecule: messenger RNA, 1320 nt
Organism: Anopheles cruzii
Lineage: Eukaryota; Metazoa; Arthropoda; Insecta; Diptera; Culicidae
Product: probable serine/threonine-protein kinase kinX
Exons: 1
Coding region: 1-1320 (439 amino acids)
Source: RefSeq, a predicted model, not a curated record